AUGGAAAGUCUAACAUACAGUGGAAUGCCCCCACUUAGGCAUCAACAGCUUUCUGUACUACAGACUGGUGAUUCCCCCACCAGAGCAAGUUUGCUUGUCUUUAUCGCGGGGAGUCUGUCGAUACCCGGACGGACUUCCGGAGAUAUUGGGGAUCAUUCGGGUCCGGUCACCAUGGAAAACUUCACCGAAAAUGGUAAACCGCGGAAACGUUUUUUCCGAAAAAGAGGAGACCUUGAUGUCAAUAUGACCGAAAAGUCCGUGAUAUUACCGGAUUACAACUCCGACGAAAAAAAAAAAACAAACAAACAAACAAAACAACAAUAG
Schizosaccharomyces octosporus yFS286 is the source of this 324-nucleotide messenger RNA. RefSeq lists its product as uncharacterized. The record is from RefSeq and is a predicted model, not a curated record. The transcript is spliced from 2 exons. Lineage: Eukaryota; Fungi; Ascomycota; Schizosaccharomycetes; Schizosaccharomycetales; Schizosaccharomycetaceae. The coding region runs from base 1 to 324 and encodes 107 amino acids.